CAUCAACAGAGGUUGUGGCAAGAGGUGAACAUCAUGAGAACAUCACCGUGCUGCACAGCAAACUGAAGAAAGCCCAGAACUGUGCUAAACAUUUAGCUGAACUGGUAUCAUCUGUACCAGUCACACUCGAUAAAUUGGAAGGACCUUGCAUCCUUUGGGCCCUGUCAGUGCAGGUAUUGUUGAAUUCACUUGAUAAGAUCUUAGGUGUUGUAGCACGUGGUGGAACACAACAGGCUAUCAGGCGUUGGACAACUCCACAGAAAAGGAUGGGGGUAAUAUCAGAGAACUCUCUGAGGGUCCAGGAAGCAGCAAGACUGACUUCCUCAAUCUGUAAGAACAGCACUGGCAUUAUGAAGAUGAGAGGUCUUCAGGAGGAGGUGAAGGCCCUCACAGAGACCUACCUCCAGGUGACUGACAACCUCAAAACCGUGCCCCUCUCUGACAUCCAUCAGCUGGCAAAGUCCGAACUAUUACAGAGGCAGCUCCUGGUGAAGAUGAAGGUGUUGUUUGGUCUUGUUAGCAGUUUUAACAAGGAGUACUCCACCACAGUUGAAGACACCCUUUGCUUGGCGGUUUCAGCCUGCACAGAAAAUUGGAGCCCUGAAAAGGGGAAGGAGGCAAAGGCCAAAUUUGAGACGGAUGCAGAAGCUCUUUUGGCUAAUGUGAAAGCAGCCUGUCAGAACUUUCAAGACUGCCUCAAUUACAUCAGGAAUCCCAGGGUUCGGGCUAACCUGAGAUCAAUUAACGAGCAUCUAUCCUUUCAAAUAUCUGACAUUGUGUGCAGAGCCAGGCAAAUGGUGGAAACUCAGGACUUGGAUGACAUGCACAGUGUGGAAAUUCAGAUGCAAUAUUGGUCAGCUAUGGCUCACUUCCUUGUGGAUGAAAUGGACAUGGUGGAAGGUGUUCACCAGGCUACCAAACAGCAGAUCAGACUCUUUCUGCAGGGCAGGGAUGCCGAUGAGGCCCAAAACAUGCCCUUAAAAUUCCUGCCAAAUCAGGAGAUGACACAUCCACCAGAUCCAGUCAUGGCGAGCCCUCAGAACCCUCCUGUGACCAAUCAGGAGCUAAAAAGGGGUGGCACUGUGCUCACAGCAAGCAGGGGGGCACCAUCUCUUACCUACACUUCCCUCUUCCUGAAGAGAGAGACUGACAAGUGGGAUGCAGAGAACAACCAUAUCAUCCAGGUGACCAGAGCCAUGGCUGAGAAGAUCUACCACAUGGCCCAGUACUUGCGCAGGAAAGGACCCAUACAGAGCAAAGAGGUGUUUGUUGCCGCAGCCAAAGAGGUGGUGUCCAGAUGCCAGACUGUUACUCAGUUCGUCAAGGUCAUUGCUGACCACUCCCUGAGUGAGCACAGUAAGGAGGACCUCUGCCUCAUCCUGGAGAAGAUUCUCACCACCACCAACCAGCUCACCAUUAUCUCUAGCGUGAAUGCCUUGACCCCUUGUAGUAAGUCCUCAGACGAAAUCCUGGUGAAAAAUGCCCAGAAUCUGCUGCAAAUCAUCCUACAGGGAGUGCAAGCGGCUGAGACAGCCUGCAUCAAGGGACUGAGACAGCCAAAGCCUAACUCAGAUGGAGCUGAGGCAGCAGCUCUCUGCUUCCAGUGGAGGAAGAGUCUUCAGAUUCACCGGGCCGAGCAGAACUCAAACCUAGACACCGAUGACCUUGGCCUACGCAAGACCUCCCUGCACCCUUCUGCGCCCAGCCUGGCUCCUCCCAUUCAAAUUCAGCAGACCCUCAAGUGGCCACCAUGAUGUUAUGAAGACCCUGUGUAAGGACACGUGUGAAAUGUAGGCCAUCACACCGAUUUCAUCAUCUGUCUGUACAGAUUCGCGGGACACCUCACUGUCUGUAACUUGCACCUGUAAUACCUCUGUGGAUUUAACUCUUAAGAUUGAAAAAUCUGUAACAGGACUAUACUUGAUAUCUUAGAAAUUGGGCCUCUGCAGUCUUCAGAGAUGCAGUGACUGCAUAGCUCCACUUGUGGGCUGAAUUGGCACCAACACCAACCCCCCCACCCCACACAAACAAAAGUACUGAUUAAGGACAUUCUUCUCUAAUAACGAUAAGCAGACUUUAUCCCAG
This is a messenger RNA of Conger conger (European conger), 2085 nucleotides long. RefSeq names its product vinculin. NCBI's taxonomy places the organism in Eukaryota, Metazoa, Chordata, Actinopteri, Anguilliformes, Congridae. The transcript has 5 exons. The coding region runs from base 267 to 1754 and encodes 495 amino acids. The record is from RefSeq and is a predicted model, not a curated record. Gene Ontology annotation, biological process: cell migration; cell-cell adhesion. Gene Ontology annotation, cellular component: adherens junction; catenin complex. Gene Ontology annotation, molecular function: beta-catenin binding; actin filament binding.